AUGAUGCGUUUACAACAUGAGGAGUCAAGACCUCGGAGCCUCAAAACCUUCAUAGAAUCGACAGCAGGCGAGGCGAGAUCUAUGAACAGUUUUUCUGCAUUUGGAGGUGAUUAUGAUAAAUUCGCAUCAUGUGUUAGAACUUUUUUUAAGAACCUACGGAAAUGUAAUGUGACUGCAUAUGUAUUAUUUGAUGGUUGUCAUGAGAAUAAAAAAUUAAAGACCAUAUUUAGUCGUCUCAGAUCUAAAUUGCAGAGCUGCAGUCACUUAGACCCAGUUACUCAGGGUAAUUUACAAAUUUUUCCGUUUUUGGUUCGAGAUGUAUUUAUUGAGGUCCUUAGAGAUAUGAAAAUUAAUUAUACAAUAUGCAUUUUCGAAGCUGAUGAUGAAAUUGCAUCAUUGGCAAGACACUUAAACUGUCCAGUACUGAGCUAUGAUUCGGAUUUCUUUAUUUACAAUGUUCUAUAUAUUCCAUUUAAUUUAUUGGAAACAAAACCAAAGCCAAUAGAGGAAGAUGGUUGUAAAGUACAUGUUAUGGAGUGUAAACUAUAUAAAGUACUAUACCUUUGUGAAAGUUCUGGCAGUCUUAAGGAAGAAUUAUUACCAUUGUUAGCAACUUUACUAGGAAAUGAUUAUGUAGAAAAGAAAGUUUUUGGAAAAUUCUUUUCUCAGUUGAAAUUACAAAAAAGCAAAAGAAAGAAAAAUGAUCAGCAAAGAAGCAUACAGGCAUUGUUUAAUUGGCUUCAGAAUGAGACACUGGACUCGGCCAUUGCAAAAAUAUUGGGUAGACUUAAAAAACGUCAAAAGGAUAAAGUAUUUAAAAUUAUGAAAAAAAGUAUCGAUGGAUAUCACAGUAAUUACUGUCCUUCUUUAAAAUAUUUCAAUUUAUCUAAAGAAAUUUCUCCAAAAUUUGAUUUAAAAAUGCCCGAGGUUGUUAAUGAGGACUUAAAUUACGAAGACGGAGAUUCAGAUAAAUCUGGGGAAGACAGCACUGAAGAGGAUGAAAAUAAAUCUGAUCCAAACUUAAAUAAUAUCCCUUUAUGGUUUUCAGAAAAGAUUAGGCAAAAUCAAAUACCAAAAGUGUACUUAAAUUUAUAUGCUCAUCAUUUACAUUUAUGUAAUCCACAAGCAGAAGAUUACUCAGAUAAUGAUAGUUUUCUUAGUGUGCUGCCUUUUGUAAGAUACGCAUUUGACAUUCUCACAGAUUUUUCUUAUGAUUAUUUUGUUUACGUAAGUAGGGAAAAUUGUAAUUAUCACAAAAUUCAAGUGACUAAAGACUAUUCCAUACCACGCCCAUUAGAUAUAUCAUUUCAAGAGCUUGACAAUGCACAAUUAAGACAAUAUUUUCUACAUUUUUUUGAUACAAAACUUCCAAAUUUAGACUGGGAAAACAUUAAAUUAUUGCCAGGUAAUUUUCAAUUAAUUAUGAUAUCUGUGCUCUGGUGGAUUGCAAAUUGUAGUGUACCAGCAAACCAUGUUCAUAGUAUAAUUAUAUCAUACAUAAUGUUGGAGGUGAUUGAUGAUAAAACAGGGAUGCCUCGUGGACAUUAUCACUUUAACAACAAGCAUGGAAAAAAGCUGGAGGAGUUAAAGAAAGAAAACACUUCAAUUGUAACAGAAAAUGAGCUUUUCCUUAAUAAAAAUAAAGUCCAGUAUGAAGACUGCCUUAUUGCUGCUAGCGCUCUUUUAAAGCAUUUUGAAAUUGAUAGUAGCAUAUUAAAAAGACCUAAAAGUUAUGAUAAAAGGAAAAUUCAUUCGUUUGCUCAGUUCCAGUGCACGUUACAUCAAGUUAAUUCUCUAAAUAUAUUAUGCGGAAUGCCUUUUGAAAGUACAUUUUAUUCUAAAUGUUAUAAUGGAACUUUUAUCUAUAAUAUUGCAUUGAAACUUGAGAAAGAAGUAGAUCCAUCAAAAUUUUUUGCAAAUUAUAUAAAAGGUGCUUCAACAAUUAUACAUUUUUAUCAAAGUUUAUGUUGUAUUUAUAAUCAAUUGAUUAAGAAAAUGAAUAUAUCAACUGUUCAAUGGUCUGGGAAGAAGAGGAAUGGCAAACGAAGAAAAGUGAUUGAUGAAGAAUUGUCAUUUAUUAUUAAGGGGUUUGAAUCUGAUGUUAAAAUA
This is a messenger RNA of Brenthis ino (lesser marbled fritillary), 2109 nucleotides long. The record is from the annotation of a GenBank genome assembly. Lineage: Eukaryota; Metazoa; Arthropoda; Insecta; Lepidoptera; Nymphalidae.